AUGGCGCUUAUGUCCGGGAGUGAAAAUGUAAAUUCUAUUUGUGAAGAUUUAACAGAAAAUGAUAAAAAUUUAGGUGAAAAUGUAAAUUCUAUCUGCGAAAAAGAAGAUGUAACAUACAAUGAAAAAAGCUUAAGGCUUAACUUUGAUGACAGUGAAAAUGAUUUCAAUAAGAAGAGACAACAACUACAGUUAGAUUUACACAACAACCUGAAUUAUGAUGUUGACUUUAUCAUACUUGACUGCAAGGAAAGUAUUGGAACAAAAAAAGCAUUUUUGGAACGACAUCCCAUACAACCUUUAGGAUCCAAUGGAAAACAGAUGCCUUUUAAUCCAAGUAAACUGUAUUACCGUGCACUUCCUAAUGGAGAAAAGAUUUUAAGAAAAUGGAUAUCAUAUUCUUCUAUAUUAAAUAAAAUAUUUUGUGCUAGUUGUAUGGUGUUUUCUGAUAGAAUUUCUAAUGAUUCUCCAUUUGUUAAUGGUUAUACAGUUAAGGCAAAACAUGUUUAUAAAGCUGCUGAAGAACAUGAAAAUUCAAAAACCCAUCAAUAA
This is a messenger RNA of Melanaphis sacchari, 549 nucleotides long. RefSeq lists its product as uncharacterized. Bases 1 to 549 code for a protein of 182 amino acids. The record is from RefSeq and is a predicted model, not a curated record. The transcript is spliced from 4 exons. NCBI's taxonomy places the organism in Eukaryota, Metazoa, Arthropoda, Insecta, Hemiptera, Aphididae.